Messenger RNA from Helianthus annuus (common sunflower), 2360 nucleotides. Its product is annotated as serine/threonine protein phosphatase 2A 55 kDa regulatory subunit B beta isoform. Lineage: Eukaryota; Viridiplantae; Streptophyta; Magnoliopsida; Asterales; Asteraceae. Gene Ontology annotation, molecular function: protein phosphatase regulator activity; protein binding. Bases 384 to 1928 code for a protein of 514 amino acids. Gene Ontology annotation, cellular component: protein phosphatase type 2A complex; cytosol. The record is from RefSeq and is a predicted model, not a curated record. The transcript has 14 exons. Gene Ontology annotation, biological process: peptidyl-serine dephosphorylation.
CAAAAAGAACGGUUAGGUCACUUCAGUUUUCCGAAUAUCUCCUUUUAGAGAGAGAAAGUGUGUGUGUGUGUGUGAAGAAGAGAGAGAAAAUAGAAUAAUCGCAUCGCAAUCUCUGAAUGAAUUGCGAUUUGGUGAUGUUGUUGUUGAUGAUGAUGAUUACGACGAUGCUCGAUAAUCGUAAUUGAUUAUUGAAUCUGAAACAGGCUCUUUUAUUUUAUAUACAUAUGUAUUGUUUGUUGAUGGAAUUAACUGAGGAUUUCGGAGGAUACGAUCGUGUAGAAAUAGCGAUUGAAUCAUCGAUCGCGUGAUUGUUGUUGUUGAUUUGGUUUUAGUUUGGAUUCGAUUUAUCGUUUGAUUGAUUUGAAUAUCGAAAAAGAGGAGAAAUGAACGGUGGCGAUGGCGGAGAUGUUGCGGCAGCUCCCGACGGUCCUCCACCGCCUCUUGACUGGAAAUUCUCUCAGGUGUUUGGUGAACGUACCGCCGGUGAAGAAGUGCAGGAAGUUGAUAUCAUAUCCGCAAUUGAAUUCGAUAAAAGUGGUGAUCAUCUUGCUACCGGUGAUCGUGGGGGCAGAGUAGUAUUAUUUGAGAGGACUGAUAAAAAGGAGCAUGGUGGGAAUAGAAGGGAUUUAGAGAAGACUGAUUAUUCAAGUAGUAGGCAUCCAGAAUUUCGCUACAAAACUGAGUUUCAGAGCCAUGAACCUGAGUUUGAUUAUUUAAAGAGUUUGGAGAUUGAGGAGAAAAUUAACAAAAUCAGAUGGUGCCAAACAGCCAAUGGUGCCCUCUUUCUUCUGUCUACGAAUGAUAAAACCAUUAAAUACUGGAAGGUCCAAGAGAAGAAGAUUAAAAAAGUUGCUGACGUCAGCAUGGAGCCAUCUAAACUAACUGGAAAUGGCAAUGUUGCUAGUUCCAGUGUUACUUCCGCCCCUAAACCACAUCUUGCGAAUGGCGGAUACUCUGACAAAUCCUACACUAGUAUAAACAAUGACUUACUAUUUCCUCCAGGGGGCAUUCCGUCACUUCGUUUACCCGUGGUAGUAACUAGCAACGAAACAAACCUUGUUGCAAGAUGUAGAAGAGUAUAUGCUCAUGCACAUGACUAUCAUAUCAAUUCCAUCUCGAAUAACAGUGAUGGCGAAACGUUUAUAUCUGCUGAUGAUCUUCGGAUAAACCUUUGGAAUUUGGAAAUUAGCAACCAAAGUUUCAACAUUGUGGAUGUCAAGCCUGCAAACAUGGAAGACCUAACUGAGGUGAUUACAUCAGCAGAGUUUCAUCCUACUCAUUGUCAUACGCUAGCAUAUAGUAGUUCAAAAGGAUCCAUUCGCCUUAUUGACUUGCGCCAGUCUGCCUUGUGUGAUAAGCAUUCUAAAUUGUUUGACGAACAGGAAGCUCCUGGUUCAAGAUCAUUCUUCACUGAGAUAAUAGCCUCUAUUUCAGAUAUUAAGUUUGCGAGAGAUGGAAGAUAUAUACUAAGUCGUGAUUAUAUGACCCUUAAGUUAUGGGACAUUAACAUGGACUCCGGUCCAGUCUCGACAUUUCAGGUGCAUGAACAUUUAAGACCCAAGCUGUGUGAUUUAUAUGAAAAUGAUUCUAUUUUCGACAAAUUUGAGUGCUGUUUGAGUGGUGAUGGCCUACGUGUUGCAACUGGUUCUUACAGCAACUUGUUCCGUGUGUUUGGCUGCCAUCCGGCCAGUACUGAAGCAACUACCCUAGAAGCUAGCAAGAACCCAAUGAGGAGGCAAGUGCAGGCCCCCUCAAGACCUGCCAGAUCCCUAAGCAGCAUAACCCGUGCAGUUAGACGAGGUGGAGAGGUUGACGCCAAUGGGAAUUCAUUUGAUUUCACAACAAAAUUACUCCAUCUCGCAUGGCAUCCUACUGAAAACUCAAUUGCUUGUGCUGCUGCAAACAGCUUGUACAUGUAUUAUGCAUGAAACUUAACAAAUUUUUGCUUGCCAAAUCCCCUUUCCUUUUUCCCCCUUUAAAUCAAAAGAACCCCCCGAAAACCAAAAUAGAACAAGUUUUCUUUUCCUUUUAAUCAAUUUUCCUAUCCACCCUCGAUUCGUUUUUUGACUCUCGAAGUACCAUUUUUAUUUAAUGUUGGUUAUUUAGGUGUAGUGUUUAGUUGUGAAGAAAGUCUGCUACAAACUUUGCGGGCGGGCCAUCAAGUUUUAGUUGGGAUCUUGAAUUUUGAUACUCGAUUUAUAACCGGUUAACUUGGUGGAAUUGAUACGAGUGUUGUGUGUUAUUUGUUCACAUGAUUAGGUACUGUACUGUGAAUGGAUUAUAACAUUUCAAGCACUGCACUUUCUUUCUUUCUUUGGCAUUUAACUCACUCAUGGUUAUGUAAUUUUCAUCAUUCAUGA